GGGAUGAUGACUUUACAAUUCUGGACAUUACGGACUUGACCUCCUAUAUAAAAUGUCAAAGCGCAUCGUGAAUAUCAACGGUGAGUGGUAGAGGGAGCUUCUCCGCUCCAGACAUUGACAACAUCACAUCAUCAUCGUCUUUGAUCUCAUACACAUCCAAAAAACCAUUGCAAACAACACCUCACUUCAACAAUCACCAAUGGACCACUGCGACGUCCUGAUAGUCGGAGCUGGCCCAGUAGGGACUACUCUAGCCCUUGAACUGGCUCUGCAAGGCGUAUCAUUCCGUAUCAUCGACAAGAGCCCAGCCCGAUCAGAGAAAAGCAGAGCCUUAAUCGUUCACCCCCGUACUCUGGAGCUUCUAGAUCGCCAUGGAACUGUUGGCCAGCUCAUCUCUAGAGGUACUAUCACCCGUGGCGGGGUGUUGAACAUCAACCGAAAACUGGUAGCCAGAAUGAAUUUGGAUGAUCUUGACAUCACGGACACGAGAUAUCCUUUGCCUCUGAUGGUCUCUCAAGCCGAAACCGAGCAGUUCCUGGAUGAGUCUCUGGCCGACUAUGGCAAGGCGGUUGAGCGGGCUUAUACUGCUACGAGCGUCGUCCAGGACGCCAACGGAGUCACCACAACUCUAGAAAAGCCCGACGGCACUCAGACCACGGUUCGAUCCAAGUACGUCGUCGGUUGUGACGGCGCGCACAGCUUGGUCCGACAUUCAGCGCAGAACCUUAGCUUUGACGGGGACGCCUACCCACAAGACUUUAUCCUCUGCGACGCCCGCCUACGCAACUCCAGCGUUGCGCGGGACCGCUUCACCAUUUGUUUCGGCGACACUGGCCUACUGGCAUUCUUCCCUAUUCAAUCAUCCCACAGCGAGAGCAAGGGCGAGGAAGGUCUCAUCCGCCUCAUUGCAUCAGGUGGCCGCUCCGUCCUCAAGGACUCAUCAGGAUCAGGAUCAGGGUCCCCUGUGGUCCCUGCUGCUGAACAACAGCAACAACAGCAGCAGCGGCAACACGGUGAACAAACCCACGAACCCCCCACCCUCGCGCACUUCCAAUCCCUCGUGGACUCCAUCGCCCCUCCCGGCUCCGGCACCGUCCACUCCCCCAUCUGGCUCGCCCGCUUCCGCUUACACCACCGGGGCGUCAACUCGUACCGGUCCGACCGACUCUUUGUGGCCGGCGACGCCGCGCACAUCCACAGUCCCGCCGGCGGACAGGGCAUGAACGUGGGGAUCCAGGACGCCAUCAAUCUGGGCUGGAAGCUGGGGACGGUGCUCAAGUACCGGGACUCACUGACGGAGGAGGCAAGGGAGGCGUUGCUGGAUAGCUACCACGCCGAGCGAUACCCCGUGGGGAGGGCGCUGCUUCAGGGGACGGAUAGGAUCUUUAGCUUCACGGCAGCGGCGACUUCGUGGGUCCUCAAAGUGAGGAAUACGGUGCUGCCGUGGGUGAUGCCGUGGCUGGUUGGGAUGAAGUGGAUUAGGAAGAGGUUUUAUGGGUUUAUUUCGGGGUUUGGGACGACGUAUUCGGGGUUGGCAAGUGCGGGGGAGAGUUGUGUGGUCGGUGGUGGUGAUGGGGUGAACACGUCUUGGUCGUCAUGGUUAUGGUCAUCCUCAUCCUCAUCCUCAUCCUCAUCCUUAUCAUUGCGGCCGGAGAAGGUGAGCAGCGGUGAUCGAUUGCCGGAUGGAAAGGUAAUCGAGCUAGGGCGGCGAUCUCAUGGCGGGAUAACGGCUUCUGACCUGUUGGCAAAGAGCGAAGAAACGAGCUUGCAUCAACUUUGUCGAGGCGCGUCUUGGCAUUUGCUGUUGUUCUCCGGAAUAGGUGGAACAGAAGGUCGCGAUGCGGUGACGGUCGAGGGAUUGACACUGGCAGGCGAGAGGGUAUUGGCGGUGGUCAAAAGUGAGUGCUCAGUUCACUGCAUUUUCGACUACCACGCUACAGAGGAGGAUCGUGGUAGUAGCGCGGGGCAGCAGGGGCAACAACGCCCGGGCGAUGGUCAGCUGCAGCCGGUGCAGACAGCUACAGCUACAACUACAGCUACAGCUACAGCUACAGGGAAGAGCGCCGCCGUUGCUUCCACAUAUACGGACCCAGGUGGUCGGGUCCAUGGUGUGCUUGGAUUGGACAAUGGGCGUGCGGGAUAUGUCAUGGUGAGACCUGACGGCUAUGUUUCUCACGUUGGAUAUCUGCCGUCACUGCAGGAAUUCAUCAAGGAGUGGGAGACGAGAGUUUGUCUUUGAAGGAGUCGUUUCGUGGCUUGUUUUCAUCUUUCUUUUUCUUUGCUUUUUCCAUGUAUCAAGGUAGUCCUAUUUUGCCAUUUUCGAUACUCUCAUCUCAGCUCCCACUCUCCCAACCCCUCCGCUCAACCUAACCCCAAUUUCUAUACCGCCGGCAUUGCAAAGAAGAAGAAGAAAAAGAAAGAAAAAAAAGAGGACGUCCAAGUUUAGUGUUUGGGACCAUCCCCCUGAUUAUCUUUUUGUUUUCUCCACUUGUCCCUCAACGUGUUUACACCAGAGAAGCCCAAAACGGAAAUUUGGCUCAGCAUUUUGAUCAUGAACUUUGGAGAUUUUGGACAAGGAAAAUUGACUCGCCAACGAGUCUCUUUACACCGGGUGCCUGUUCCCCCAUCUGUUUUUCCUGUCAUCAAUCCGUGCGUACCUCAUAUUUCCGACAGCCUACAUACUACGUAUACAUGGAC
Molecule: messenger RNA, 2697 nt
Organism: Neurospora crassa OR74A
Lineage: Eukaryota; Fungi; Ascomycota; Sordariomycetes; Sordariales; Sordariaceae
Product: pentachlorophenol monooxygenase
Exons: 1
Coding region: 200-2239 (679 amino acids)
Molecular function (GO): FAD binding
Source: RefSeq, a predicted model, not a curated record